Molecule: messenger RNA, 717 nt
Organism: Olea europaea var. sylvestris
Lineage: Eukaryota; Viridiplantae; Streptophyta; Magnoliopsida; Lamiales; Oleaceae
Exons: 1
Coding region: 1-717 (238 amino acids)
Source: RefSeq, a predicted model, not a curated record
AUGUCAGGUGGGGUUGGUCCACCCAGAGAUACAGGUGUAGCCAAAGAAGAAGAGCAUGAACCGGCCGUAAUCACAGCGGUAAAAGCACCAACUGGCGGCCGUUUCUUCACUUUCCGGCAGCUAAAUGCCCUCGCCGUAAUCAUCGUCGUCUCCGCGAGCGGCUUGGUAAGCAUUGAAGACUUGGCUUUCGUCAUCUUCUCCAUAAUUUACAUGUACUUCAUAUCAAAAUUUGCAUUUCCGCCGCCACCUCCUUCCAGUAAGGAGCCUCCUGUUUUCUCCGAAAAGAACAAGUUCCUAAGCCUUUACGUGUUCGUCGGAGUUCUAAUCGGAUUAUUUUUUCCGAUAGCAUAUAUUUUUGAAGGCAUCUUUGAGGGUGACAAGGUGGGUGUUGAGGCUGCUGCUCCACAUGUUUUCCUAUUAGCCAGUCAAGUUUUCAUGGAGGGGCUGGCCUCUGCCGGUGGUUUUUCAUUGCCUAUUCGGGUUUUGGUGCCGAUUUUCUACAAUUCUAGGAGGAUUUUCAACGUCGUGGAGUGGGUAGGAGUUGAAAUCUCCAAGGUGGAGGCCGGCGGCAGUUCAAGGAGGAGGGUGCAAAUUGGAAGGGGACUUGCGGUGGCUAACUUGGUUUAUUGGUGUUUCAAUCUGUUUGGAUUUUUGCUGCCUGUUUUUCUCCCAAAGGCCUUGAAAAUAUAUUACACUUACCGCAAGAUUAAGGACUAG